AUGGUGCAACUGUGCUCCUCCAGCAGCUGGGUGGUGGAAACGGUGGAGAAGAAAACUUCAGUUCUCUCCCAGGACCCCGGACAGCGGUGGGUGCUGAACAGGGCAGCCCGGCAGCGCCGCAUCAACAGGCAGCUCGAAGCUUUAGAGAAUGACGACUUCCAGGACGAUCCCCACGCGGGACUCCCCCAGCUCGGCAAGAGGCUGCCGCAGUUUGAUGAUGAUGCAGACACUGGAAAGAAAAAGAAGAAAACUCGAGGUGAUCAUUUUAAACUUCGCUUCCGAAAAAACUUUCAGGCCCUGUUGGAGGAGCAGAACCUGAGUGUGGCCGAGGGCCCCAACUACCUGACAGCCUGUGCAGGACCCCCAUCCCGCCUCCAGCGCCCCUUCUGUGCUGUUUGUGGCUUCCCCUCCCCGUACACCUGCGUCAGCUGUGGUGCCCGGUACUGCACGGUGCGCUGUCUGGGAACCCACCAGGAGACCAGGUGUCUGAAGUGGACUGUCUAA
Elephantulus edwardii (Cape elephant shrew) is the source of this 504-nucleotide messenger RNA. RefSeq names its product zinc finger HIT domain-containing protein 1-like. NCBI's taxonomy places the organism in Eukaryota, Metazoa, Chordata, Mammalia, Macroscelidea, Macroscelididae. The record is from RefSeq and is a predicted model, not a curated record. Gene Ontology annotation, biological process: chromatin remodeling. Gene Ontology annotation, cellular component: Swr1 complex. The transcript is spliced from 2 exons. The coding region runs from base 1 to 504 and encodes 167 amino acids. Gene Ontology annotation, molecular function: nucleosome binding.